AUGGCGACAGUAGAAGACUCGCCUGUAAGCUCUGCCAAGCUGACGGAGCUGGGUAAGGCUCUGGACCAGACGUCUAUAUCCAAUGUCAAUGGUAAUAUAUCGCCCGCCGCUUCGCACGAGGCGCCCAGCAGUGAGGUGGACAUGGACGCCACCGAAAUGCCUAGCACUCCUGCACCCAAACUGCCAGCCAAGAGCCCCAAGAAGCGCGGGCGUACCGAUAGUUUAAAGAAGAUGCUGCCAGCACCAGCUUCGCAGCGUCAUAAGCAAGUGACGAGCUCUCCACAGUCUUCAAUGCAAGGAAGCAGCGGCACGGAAGAGGAACCGUCAGCGUCGCCGGCCCCGUCGUGUGACACUCCACCACAGGCACAGUCGCAGCAGCGUCCACACACUCAGCCAGCGAAAUUGAUGGUGAAAGAUCGGAGAGGCAGCGGCAUGGGCGUCCCACGAGCGCAUUUGAUUCUCAACGCAGUGAAGCAGGCGCCGCCAGCGAAGGAAAAAUCGAAUCCGAGACGGUGGUCGAAGCACGAGGACGAGUCGCUGAGGUUGGCGGUCGAGCGGAGUGGCGAGCGCAACUGGAAAGCCAUUGCCGACCAGGUGCCUGGACGGAAUCACACGCAGUGUCUGCAGAGGUGGACGAAAGUGCUCAAGCCAGGCUUGAUCAAGGGCCACUGGACCCCGGAAGAAGACGGUAAACUGCGGGAACUGGUGGCGGAAGGCAAAAAGAACUGGGGACAAGUAGCCUCGCUCAUUCCUGGACGAACAUCUUACACGGAGGAUGAAGACAAGAUUAUCGUCGAAAUGCAAGCUAAACUAGGCAAUCGCUGGUCCAUUAUCGCUCAGCAGCUCAAGGGCCGAACCGAAGACGCUGUUAAAAUUCGCUGGAAAUCAUUAAUGCGCGGACGACGCGCUGCAUCCAAAGAAGAUAAAACACCUGCAGCAGCUGCUGUGAGCACCGCAUCAUCUUCUCCUGCCGACGUCGAGCGGCCCCAAGCUAAACCUGCUAAAGCCAGCCCGGUCCAGCAAAAGAAUCGUACCCCCGUCACCACAGCAGAGACAGGCCACAACCCGACUGUGAAAAAUGAGCGGCAAGUCGCAGCAGAAAGCAAACCGGUGGUCGAUGCAGCAGUAGGGAGCAUGCCAACUACCGUUUUUGUCAAGAAUCAAUCAAUGUCGCACCCAGAUAUGGCAGCAGCGAUGGGAGCCCCCGUGAAUUCGCUACACAACGUGAGUGACCUGGUGGCCGCGUCAAUUCACAACUUCCAGAUGAGUCAGCGCUUCCAUCCGAACUCGGCGGCGCAUCCCGGCAAUGCCAGUUACCCUGGCAAUCCGAAUCAAUUGGUGACGGGUAUUGCACCUGGCAACCAGCAACCGCCUGGUGUGUAUGGCAUGGCUGAUGGGGGAUUUAACGUGAACAUCCAGCAACAAAUGCUACUACAGCAGCAUCCGUCGCAGCAUAUUCAGCACCAGCAAGUACCACCAGCAUACCAGUAUCCUCAGGGAUACACCAUGCAGCAGCAAAGUAUGGGGGUGAUGCCAAACUACGGAGUGCCCACCAACUUCUCGGCGUCAAACCAAAUGCAGAUGCAGAUGCAGAUGCCCAUGCCGGUAUCAUCUUCAAUGCAGCAGUCGAUAUCGAUGCCUCCGACACCUACGUACUCGUCUCAGGCAAUGGCGAUGGCAAUGGCGAACGCACAGUAUCAGCAGCACCAGCAGCAUCAGCAGCAUCCUCCUCCUGUGCACCAAGGCUUCAGCGGUGCACCGCUUCACCCGCGUGUUGCAUCGCUGGGUACGCCUUCCGGGACGUCGUCUAUGAUCCUUCCCACAAGUAGCGGUGCCAGCAACACUUCCAAUGGCAUUGGAUCCAAUGCUGGUCUUCCUCCGUCGUCAGCUGCAGCAGCCGCAGGAGGGAAAGCUCUGAACACUCCACGGGAAGAAUGGGGUUCUUCACAGACUCCGCGGUCUCAGAUGAUUAUGACGGAAGGCCACGCAUCAGCAUACGAGCUGUUCCAUCAGCAACGCCUUCGACUAAUGUUACAGGAGCGCGAUAAGCAGGGGAUGUCACUAUCAUCGGCUCCAUCUCCGGGUCAAGCGCUGCUCACAAAAGAACUGGAAGCCAACAAGGAGCGACAAGCUCGACAGGCGAUCAUGCAGAAGGGCUGGAAGAGUGCCGUCGAGUCGAUGGUCUCUUUCAACAGUGUCAGCGAUUUAUCAACUCUGGACGAUCAGCAACGAUGA
Messenger RNA from Phytophthora infestans T30-4, 2235 nucleotides. Its product is annotated as myb-like DNA-binding protein, putative. Gene Ontology annotation, biological process: regulation of DNA-templated transcription. Lineage: Eukaryota; Oomycota; Peronosporomycetes; Peronosporales; Peronosporaceae. The record is from RefSeq and is a predicted model, not a curated record. Gene Ontology annotation, molecular function: DNA-binding transcription factor activity, RNA polymerase II-specific; RNA polymerase II cis-regulatory region sequence-specific DNA binding. Gene Ontology annotation, cellular component: nucleus. Bases 1 to 2235 code for a protein of 744 amino acids. The transcript has 7 exons.